AUGCACUCUUCCAUAAAAAGGAUACUUGAUUACCCGAAAAUCGCCCAGCGAACACCAGAGUGGUACGAGUAUCGCAAGAAACGCGUCACCGCUUCCGAAGCGUCGACCAUCAUCGCACAGGGCAAAGGGUACGACCGCGUCUUCGAACAAAAGGUCGGUAUCCGAGACACCAACAUCAGCAGCGAGUACAUGACAAUCGGGACCGACAACGAAGAAGCCGUCGUCGCGCUCUACCGUGAAAAGUUUCCCGACGAGGAGGUCUUUCACGACUUGUCGAUUAUCCCUCACCAGACGCUCGACUUUGUUGCCGCGUCUCUGGAUGCGUGCACAGCGAGCGGAAUCAACGUGGAGAUUAAAACAGUGUUUAAAGAAAAGUUUAUUAAAGUUUCCAAGAUGUACUACGACCAGGUCCAGUUGCAGAUGGAAGUCGCCGACCUCGAAAAGACGCACCUGGUGCAACACUACAUCCGGAUGCCAGAUCAGCCGAUCGUCGUGCACGAGAUCUUACGCCACCGUGAUUGGUUUGAGAGAAAUCGCGGGAUUUUCAAAGGGUUUGUUGAAAAAGUAAGAGACUUCUUUCCGUUUGUCCACGCCGACGAGUUUGCAACGACGAGCGUUUGA
Messenger RNA from Ectocarpus siliculosus, 621 nucleotides. NCBI's taxonomy places the organism in Eukaryota, Phaeophyceae, Ectocarpales, Ectocarpaceae. The record is from the annotation of a GenBank genome assembly.